AUGAUGUUUGUCUUUCCGUUAUAUCCAUCACGGGUUUAUCAUGUAUUAUGUUUGUCUCUCCAUAUUUUAAAUCUGUAUUUUUAUAAAAUAAUUAUGUAUUAUGGAUAAAAUUAUCGGAGAAAAAAAUAAAAACAUAACAAUAAAGUUAAAAAAAUUGAAAAUAUUUUGAUUAAUUAAAAUAACUACCUCUAUAACCGUCUAACCCAGACAAGGAUAUUGGUAUCCUGGCUAUUUGGAGAAUAGCAUAACCUUGCUUUUUUAGCUUCCUAAAAUCAAGGAAGAUUUAGUUAUUCAUAUCCUAGACUAGAAUUAUAACAAGACAAACAUAAUUUAAAUGUAUUUUCUUGAUAACCCAACCUAGGAAAGUCAUUUCCAAGGGGCCAAACACGACCUAAAUGUUUCUUUAUUAAACUCUGGUCACGCGGAUCACCAAAAAUCAUAGACUUCGUUCUUUAGUUUUGUCCCUUUAAGCUGAGGCAUGCGAGAUUCAAAAUCCGAUAAAGUCAUGAGAAAUGAUAAGAAAGAAAAAUUGCGAAGGAAGUAAUUAAAUCUUCAUGAUUUUUUAUUAUUCUAACCGAGCAUAAUUCAAACACUAUUUUUUUCUGAAUAUUCUUAUUUUUUAUUAUUCUCAUUAUCAUUCUCUUAUUAUUAUUUUCUGCAGUUUUGUUCCAUUGUUGAUUCAUCCAUUAAAGUGGUUGUAACAAUUUGGUAUGCAGAGCCAGGCUGUGGAAGAAAAGGAUAAAUCAUCAGAAGAACAAGACUCACCAUCGCUGGAGACUAUUGAACUAGGUCAAAAUGCAAUUCUUAAUAGGUUAAACGAUUUGUGUGGACACUUCAAAACCAUUUGAGAUCAUCUUUUGGAAAAAUCUUUUAAAGAAAAUGUUGAAACCUCUUAAAAUCCAAGAUACACAAGAGGUGUUCGAUUAAAUAACGGAAAGGGAUUUCAGCAGGUUUCUUCAUUUGAUUAUCAAAAACCCCAAGUGAAACUAGAUUUUCCUCACUUUGUUAUUGGAGAAGACCCGACUAUAUAUAUUUUCAAGGUAGAACCGUGGUUUUUGCCUCAGAGCGAGUUCAAUUGGCAGGAUAUCACCUUGAAGAAGAUGCACAAUUAUGGUUUCAAUUGCUUCAGCAGGAAAUAGUUUAUGUUUCUUGGGAAGAGCACAAAUACAACUUAUUUGCAAGGUUUGGCGAUAAUCAGUACCUGGAUUUCUUUGGAGAGUUGUCGACGUGAAGCCAAACCAGCACCGUUCAAGAAUUUCGAAAAAAAAAAAAUCGAAAAGUUAUUGGCUAAAGCAGGACUAAUACCUCGGCAUCAAAAGGUCAGUAUGUUUGUUAGCAUUGGUAUUGAUGUGCAAGCAAAUAAACCUACAACACUUUCGUAUACAAUUGGUUUAACACGUCUAUUUGAAGCUAGAAACGAUUGUAACAAAACAGUCACUUCGUUUGUUCCAAACACAGCUAUUCAACCACAGAAUACUCCUAUUAACACCGGUGAGAAAGAUGUCGAUUGACGAAAUAAACGGAAGAAAAAAGAAAAGGGGUUGUGUUUUAAAUGUAAUGAAACAAUUGUACCUGGACAUCAAGCUUUUUGCUAUUCAAGCAAAUUAAUGUUAUCUACUAAUUUGUAGAUGUGUAUGUACUUUCACUUGAAGGCUACGAUGUUAAUAUCAACUUUACUUUUUGUUUGCAUAUUGAUUGAUGUCAUUGGUGAUGGAUUAUUUCACUCACCAAACGUGCAAUCAUAAUAGUAUCCCAUUCAUCAAACCACUCUAGAAGCUUUACAGCCCCCUUCAUAUAUAUAAUAUCAACUGUACUAAUUCCCCGCCUAGUGAUGUCAUCGCUGAUCGAUGCUCUUUCAUAUUCAACUCAUCAGAUUUAUCUAUUCAUUCAUCGAACAACUCUACAAGUAUCUAUUUAUUGACUGAUAGUCUGAUACCAUUUCAUUUUCCGACAACAAAAAGACUAAUUUUAUAAUCUUCUCAAUUAUAACUCACGUUCCUUUAAUAAAGGUCUCAAUCUCAUAAAGCUGAACAGUCUAUAUCUAUACACACUAUAAAUAGCACUUAUUCUCUCCUAGAUAUUCUCAUAAUCUAAGAAACUUCACAUCAAAACAUAGCGAAGAAACACAGGAGUUUGAGAAGAAGGAGGAGGACACCCAGAGUGGGUUUUGCAGUUUUGGUUGUGUUAUAAUGGAUCAUGGUGAAAUAUAUAAAGUAGCAAGUUUAAGAAGAAAUUCAUCAGUUUGGAGAAACAAUGCAGCUGUAGAUAUAUUCUCAAGAUCGUACAGAGAUGAAGAUGAUGAAGAAGCAUUAAAAUGGGCUGCUUUAGAGAAACUUCCAACUUAUAAUCGGCUAAGAAAAGGGAUUCUUCUCACUGAGAAUGGUGAAGAAACUAAAGAAAUCGAUAUUCAGAAUCUUGGGUUUCAAGAGAAAAAACAAUUGAUUGAGAGAUUAUUAAAAGUUGCAGAGGUUGAUAAUGAGAAGUUUUUGAUUAAACUAAAGAACCGAAUUGAUAGAGUGGGACUUGAUCUUCCAACAAUUGAAGUAAGAUAUGAAAAUCUAAGUAUAGAUGCUGAAUCCUAUGGACAAGGAAGAUCUUUACCAACAUUACUCAACUCUACUGUCAAUGCUCUUGAGGGGUGUUUGACUUUUCUGCAUAUUCUUCCAAAUAGAAAGAAACCAUUUUCAAUUCUUAAUGAUGUUAGUGGAAUCAUCAAACCUAACAGGAUGACACUGCUUUUAGGGCCACCCAGUUCUGGAAAAACUACUAUGCUCUUGGCUUUGGCUGGAAAGCUUGAUAAAGAUCUUAAGGUGUCAGGGAGAGUAAGUUAUAAUGGCCAUGGAAUGCAUGAAUUUGUUCCACAAAGAACAUCUGCGUAUAUCGGUCAAUAUGAUCUUCAUAUCGGAGAAAUGACUGUCAGAGAAACCUUGGCUUUCUCCGCUAGAUGUCAAGGUGCUGGAACUGGUUAUGAUAUGUUGGCAGAGAUUUCAAGAAGGGAAAAAGCUGCAAACAUUAAGCCUGAUCCAGAUAUUGAUGUCUAUAUGAAGGCAGCAGCAAUAGAUGGUCAAGAAGCCAAUGUAGUUACAGACUACAUUUUAAAGAUUUUGGGGUUGGAUAUCUGCGCUGAUACCCUGGUUGGUGAUGAAAUGUUGAGAGGUAUCUCUGGGGGACAAAAGAAACGUGUAACGACAGGGGAAAUGAUGGUCGGGCCGGCAAGAGCAUUGUUCAUGGAUGAGAUAUCUACAGGUCUAGACAGUUCUACGACGUUUCAGAUUGUGAGUUCACUUAGGCAGACGGUCCAUAUCAUGAAUGCUACCGCUGUGAUAUCUCUUCUGCAACCAGCACCAGAAACUUAUAAUCUCUUCGACGACAUUAUCCUCCUGUCUGAUGGGAAAAUCGUUUAUCAAGGUCCGCGAGAACAUGUGCUUGAGUUUUUUGAGUCUAUGGGAUUCAGAUGUCCGGAAAGGAAAGGAGUAGCGGAUUUCUUGCAAGAAGUAACAUCAAAGAAAGAUCAGCAACAGUAUUGGGCUCGUAGAGAUGAGCCUUAUUCUUUCGUCACAGUCACUGAUUUUACACAUGCUUUUCAGUCGUUCCAUAUUGGCCGAAAAUUAAGAGAAGAACUUGCGACUCCAUUUAACAAGUCGAAGAGCCACCCAGCUGCUUUAACCACUGAGAAAUACGGAGUUAGCAAGACUGAACUUUUAAAAGCUUGUGUCGCAAGAGAAUACUUGUUAAUGAAAAGGAAUUCCUUUGUUUAUAUUUUCAAGUUGUUCCAGCUUAUCUUCAUUGCAUUUGUUACGAUGACACUCUUUCUGCGUACUGAAAUGAAGGAAGAUACUGUUGUCGAUGGUGGGAUAUAUAUGGGAGCUUUGUUUUUUACUCUUAUGAUGAUUAUGUUUAACGGGUUUUCGGAGCUUGCCAUGACUGUGAUGAAGCUUCCUGUGUUUUUCAAGCAAAGAGAUCUGCGCUUUUACCCUGCAUGGGCAUAUACUCUUCCUGCAUGGAUCCUCAAAAUUCCUAUCACAUUUGUAGAAGUUGCGGUUUGGGUGUUCAUGACUUACUACGUCAUUGGAUUUGAUCCAAAUGUCGAAAGGUUGUUUAGGCAGUACUUUCUACUCCUAUUUGUAAACCAGAUGGCUGCAGCACUGUUCCGGUUAGCUGCAGGGUUGGGAAGAAAUAUGAUAGUUGCAAACACAAUUGGGUCGUUCAGUUUACUUAUUCUAUUGGCACUUGGAGGAUUCGUUCUAUCUCGAGAUAAUGUGAAAAAAUGGUGGAUCUGGGGAUACUGGAUAUCUCCGUUGAUGUAUGGGACAAAUGCAGCACUCGCGAACGAGUUUUAUGGGAGUCGAUGGCAGAGAGCUCUUCCCGGUACUAAUGAUAGACUAGGAGAGGCAAUUAUCAAAUCUCGUGGAUUCUUCGCAGAUCCAUCUUGGUAUUGGAUUGGAGUUGGGGCGUUGCUUGGAUAUGUCAUCUUAUUCAACUUGCUUUUCACCUUGGCUCUUACUUAUCUCAAUCCAUUUGCAAAUUCCCGGACAGUCAUAUCUGAUGAUUCAGUGUCUAAUAAAACUGGAAAAGAGAUGGAGUUAUCCUCUGGUAGAAAGAACUCCACAAGUCGUGGUUCUAGAGGGAUGGACUCCAUUAUUGAGGAAAACGGAAACAAAAAGCGUGGAAUGGUUCUUCCGUUUCAGCCUCUUUCUAUCACUUUUGAUGAAAUUACAUAUUCCGUCGACAUGCCAGCGGAAAUGAAAGCUCAAGGAGUCACUGAAGAUCGACUGGAGCUUCUAAAAGGUAUCAGUGGAGCUUUUAGGCCAGGAGUUCUUACAGCUUUAAUGGGUGUUAGUGGUGCGGGUAAGACUACUCUUAUGGAUGUUUUGGCGGGAAGAAAAACUGGUGGACAUAUUGAUGGAAACAUUAUGAUAUCUGGUUAUCAGAAAAAGCAAGAGACAUUUGCUCGCAUAUCAGGAUACUGUGAGCAAAACGACAUACAUUCUCCACAUGUCACAAUCUAUGAGUCCAUUCUCUAUUCUGCUUGGCUUCGGUUACCCCAGGAUGUCCAACCUGAAACAAGAAAGAUGUUCGUUGAGGAGGUAAUGGAGCUUGUCGAGUUGUCUUCACUACGAGGAGCACUAGUUGGGCUGCCUGGUGUAAAUGGUCUAUCAACUGAGCAGAGAAAACGAUUAACCAUUGCUGUUGAGUUGGUUGCGAACCCGUCCAUUAUAUUUAUGGAUGAGCCAACAUCUGGCCUAGAUGCAAGGGCAGCAGCAAUUGUGAUGAGAGCAGUGAGGAAUACUGUGGACACAGGAAGAACUGUUGUAUGCACCAUCCAUCAGCCCAGCAUUGACAUAUUUGAAUCCUUCGACGAAUUAUUCCUAAUGAAGAGAGGAGGACAGGAAAUUUACGUUGGACCACUGGGGCACCAUUCUUGCCAUUUAAUCAGCUAUUUUGAGGGAAUUGAAGGAGUCAGUAAAAUCAAAGAUGGUUAUAAUCCGGCAACAUGGAUGUUGGAGGUGACUUCUGCAGGACAAGAAGCUGGUCUAGGGGUUGACUUCACUGAUAUAUACAAAAACUCAGAGCUAUAUAAGAGAAACAAAGAUCUCAUCAAAGAACUAAGUGUUGCACCUCCUGGUACCAAGGACCUAUACUUCCCGACCAAGUACUCGAGAUCAUUCUUUACUCAAUGCAUGGCUUGCCUGUGGAAACAAUACUGGUCAUACUGGCGAAACCCUCCAUACACGGCAGUGAGAUUUUACUUUACAGUGGUCAUCGCACUGAUGUUUGGUACAAUUUUCUGGGAUCUUGGUACUAGGACGUCACGAAGACAAGAUUUGUUUAAUGCUUUGGGUUCUAUGUAUCUCGCUGUUAUCUUUCUUGGAGUUCAAAAUACCUCCUCAGUACAACCGAUUGUUGCUGUAGAGCGAACAGUCUUUUACAGAGAAAGAGCUGCUGGAAUGUACUCCGCCUUACCAUAUGCCUUCGGACAGGUAGUUAUUGAGAUUCCAUAUAUCUUGAUGCAAUCUUUGGUAUACGGAGUUAUAGUGUACGCCAUGAUCGGAUUUGAAUGGACAGCCGCAAAGUUUUUCUGGUAUAUCUUCUAUAUGUUUUUCACGUUGUGUUACUUUACGUUCUACGGAAUGAUGACCGUGGCAGUGACACCAAACGAAACCAUUGCUUCCAUUAUUGGUGCUGCAUUCUACGGUUUAUGGAAUCUCUUUUCAGGAUUUAUAGUCCCACGAACGAAAAUUCCAAUUUGGUGGAGAUGGUACUACUGGGCAUGUCCUGUUGCAUGGACCUUAUAUGGAUUGGCUGUCUCACAAUUUGGAGACAUACAAACUGUCAUGGUUGACACAAACGUUACCGUAGAGGUUUUCAUGAAGGAUUAUUUCGGGUUCGAGCGCGAUUUCCACCCAGUGGUUGCAGUUGUUGUCUUCGGCAUUCCCGUACUUUUCGCUUUCAUCUUUGCCUAUGCCAUUAAAACUCUUAACUUCCAGAAAAGAUAG
Messenger RNA from Papaver somniferum (opium poppy), 6497 nucleotides. Its product is annotated as pleiotropic drug resistance protein 1-like. NCBI's taxonomy places the organism in Eukaryota, Viridiplantae, Streptophyta, Magnoliopsida, Ranunculales, Papaveraceae. Bases 2190 to 6497 code for a protein of 1435 amino acids. Gene Ontology annotation, molecular function: ATP binding; ABC-type transporter activity; ATP hydrolysis activity. Gene Ontology annotation, cellular component: membrane. The record is from RefSeq and is a predicted model, not a curated record. The transcript has 20 exons.